Molecule: messenger RNA, 1023 nt
Organism: Aedes albopictus (Asian tiger mosquito)
Lineage: Eukaryota; Metazoa; Arthropoda; Insecta; Diptera; Culicidae
Product: astacin-like
Exons: 5
Coding region: 77-952 (291 amino acids)
Biological process (GO): proteolysis
Molecular function (GO): zinc ion binding; metalloendopeptidase activity
Source: RefSeq, a predicted model, not a curated record
CCUUUCCUAUAUAAGAAAGUCAAUUGUGAUAUGAAGUGCAGUCUAAAAGUGCACGUUGAAUUAGUUUUUUUUUGUAAUGGAAGAAAACAAUAUUUUAAUUCUAGUAUGCUUUAUGCUCAAGAUGUCACUAGUACAUGGGGAUUACUAUACCCCUAGUGAAGAAGUUGGUCGUAGACUGUCCGAAUACAACCCAGCUGUUGACAAACAGUUUCCUUUCGAAUAUGGAUUGGGUAGUUACUAUCAAGGAGACAUAAUGCUUGUUCCACCAUCUGAUGGGCGUGUUUCUGUGCCGGAUACUUUGACUUCGUACAUAUGGCCAAAUGGAACAGUGCCUUAUGAAAUAGCCGGGAAUUUUUCUAAUUCUGAACUCAACACAAUCUAUUCUGCAAUGAAUAUGUUUAAACGCUACACUUGUGUACGUUUCAUCCCGCGCACUGAAAAAGAUCAGUUGUUUGUAUCAAUCGUAAACAACAACACUGGUUGCUACUCCUAUAUUGGAAGGCAGACUGAUAAUCAAUACAAUCUCAUCAAUCUACAAACUCCUGAAUGCUUGAUGGCAGUUGGAACACCAGUACAUGAGAUGAUGCACGCUCUUGGCUUCUACCAUGAAUUUGUCCGGCCUGAUAGAGAUGACUACAUUACCAUCAACAGAAGUGCUCUUCGUCCAGAUCUUCAAGCUGAUAACGUGUAUGACAGUAACUUUGGCAAACUGCGACCUGAAGAUGGCCAAACCUAUAAUAUUUCAUAUAACUAUGGUAGCGUCAUGCAUUAUUCUCGAUAUGCCGGAGCACAGAGUCGUGAAUAUCCUGUGCUAAUCAAUAAGAGACCUUGGGUCGGAGAUUUCGGUAAUGAAAAUGGAUUCGCAACUACAGACGUGAUGGAAAUUAAUCUUCGGUAUAAAUGUUCAAAUACCAAUAGAGUUCCAAGACCCAUUACACCUUGGUUUGGAUGAACGGUGGACCGUUGCUUCAUAGAUACAGUUUGAAUAGUGACGUAUGCAAUCGUAAUAUACAAUAAAAUGUA